This is a messenger RNA of Cervus elaphus (red deer), 3741 nucleotides long. RefSeq names its product RB binding protein 5, histone lysine methyltransferase complex subunit (gene RBBP5). Gene Ontology annotation, cellular component: Set1C/COMPASS complex. The coding region runs from base 216 to 1757 and encodes 513 amino acids. The record is from RefSeq and is a predicted model, not a curated record. Gene Ontology annotation, molecular function: protein binding. The transcript has 15 exons. NCBI's taxonomy places the organism in Eukaryota, Metazoa, Chordata, Mammalia, Artiodactyla, Cervidae.
CGGGCUUCGCGGGCGGGCGCGGGCGCGGGUGUCGUCGCUGAGCCGAGGCCGGGCGGCCGGAGUCCUCAGGCAUGAACCUCGAGUUGCUGGAACUUCUUGAACCACCGCUGGCCUUGUAUGUCCACCAGUAGUUCCUGGGCCAAAUGGACUGUUGAUGUUAGUCCUUUGGGCAGAAUUAUCCAGAGGAAGCUGAUGGAACUUUGGAUUGUAUCAGCAUGGCCCUGACUUGCACCUUUAACAGGUGGGGCACGCUGCUUGCAGUUGGCUGUAAUGAUGGCCGAAUCGUCAUCUGGGAUUUCCUGACAAGAGGCAUUGCUAAAAUAAUUAGUGCACACAUUCAUCCAGUCUGUUCUUUAUGCUGGAGUCGAGAUGGUCAUAAGCUCGUGAGCGCCUCCACUGACAACAUAGUGUCCCAGUGGGAUGUCCUUUCAGGCGACUGUGACCAGAGGUUUCGAUUUCCUUCACCCAUCUUAAAAGUCCAGUAUCAUCCGCGAGAUCAGAACAAGGUUCUCGUGUGUCCCAUGAAAUCUGCUCCUGUCAUGUUGACCCUUUCAGAUUCCAAACAUGUCGUUCUGCCUGUAGACGAUGACUCCGAUUUGAACGUGGUUGCAUCUUUUGAUAGGCGAGGAGAAUAUAUCUAUACAGGAAAUGCAAAAGGCAAGAUUUUGGUCCUAAAAACCGAUUCUCAGGAUCUUGUUGCUUCCUUCAGAGUAACAACUGGAACAAGCAAUACAACAGCCAUUAAGUCAAUAGAGUUUGCCCGGAAGGGGAGUUGCUUUUUAAUUAACACAGCAGAUCGAAUCAUCAGAGUUUAUGAUGGUAGAGAAAUCUUAACCUGUGGAAGAGAUGGAGAGCCUGAACCCAUGCAGAAACUGCAGGACUUGGUGAAUAGGACCCCGUGGAAGAAGUGCUGUUUCUCUGGGGAUGGGGAGUACAUAGUGGCAGGGUCCGCCCGGCAGCACGCCCUGUACAUCUGGGAGAAGAGCAUUGGCAACCUGGUGAAGAUCCUCCACGGGACCAGAGGAGAGCUCCUCCUGGACGUAGCUUGGCAUCCUGUUCGACCCAUCAUAGCGUCCAUUUCUAGUGGAGUCGUAUCUAUCUGGGCACAAAAUCAAGUAGAAAACUGGAGUGCAUUUGCGCCAGACUUCAAAGAAUUGGAUGAAAAUGUAGAAUAUGAAGAAAGGGAAUCAGAGUUUGAUAUUGAAGAUGAAGAUAAGAGUGAGCCUGAACAGACAGGGGCUGACGCUGCGGAGGACGAGGAGGUGGAUGUCACCAGCGUGGACCCCAUCGCAGCCUUCUGCAGCAGUGAUGAAGAACUGGAAGAUUCAAAGGCUCUAUUAUAUUUACCCAUUGCCCCUGAGGUAGAAGACCCAGAAGAAAAUCCUUAUGGCCCCCCACCGGAUGCAGUCCAAACCUCCUUGAUGGACGAAGGGGCUAGUUCAGAGAAGAAGAGGCAGUCUUCAGCAGAUGGGUCCCAGCCACCUAAGAAGAAACCCAAAACUACCAAUAUUGAACUGCAAGGAGUACCAAAUGAUGAAGUCCAUCCACUACUGGGUGUGAAGGGGGAUGGCAAAUCCAAGAAGAAGCAAGCAGGCCGGCCUAAAGGAUCAAAAGGUAAAGAGAAAGAUUCUCCAUUUAAACCGAAACUCUACAAAGGGGACAGAGGUUUACCUCUGGAAGGAUCAGCGAAGGGUAAAGUGCAGGCGGAGCUCAGCCAGCCCUUGACAGCAGGAGGAGCAAUCUCAGAACUGUUAUGAAGACCCUUGAAGUUCUUCAUUCUUCCCUGCUUUGCCAUCAUGUGGCCUCUGGACACUGUGGUCAGUCAUCUGAGAUUGACUUUAAUUUAAAACAAAGGCCUGUGUCUUCCACCCAGGAGGUGGAAGGAGUGAAUUUUAUGUUUGAAUGAAGAAGUGAAUUAUGGAAGAAGAGUAUAUGUCCCUUCCCUUUCAAGCCUAAGUCCAAAUAGACUCUCAGGAAUGAGGAUUUGUGAAGACAUCACGCAGGAGUUUGGCUCCUGAAAUCUGAGUGCUCGUUCUGUUGCUGGAGGAGGUUGCCGGUCUGCUCGUCUGUCUGCCCUGUGCCUGGCAUCGUUGCGGCUUCUCACGUCCUCUCUCCUGCUUGCCUUCGCUCCUCAGUGCAUGUCCUUGAGUGACUUAUUUUUACCUGAAAUUUUGCUGCCUGUAUCCUAGAAAAAACUUCUGUUUGCACAUUCUUUCUUCCAUUUUUAAAGUUACCUACUCACCAGAUACCUCCUAUAUUUCCAUAUUCUGUUACAAAGGAUGGGCAGAAAAGAAGGUGCUUGAAAGAUUUCAGAUUUUCUGAGAGAGAGAUAAGAAAGGGCCCCUCUUUUUAACAUCCUGUAACAUUUUGCUCAAGAAGCUGGGCUGUGAGAGGGUCAGGGUUUUUCUUGGUUUUCUUUUCAUUGCAUGUUUCUCUGCAGUUCAUUCAAUCAUGGUUUAUGAAGAUAGCUAGUUUCAUUUGUCUCCAGCAAAGAAUCAUUAGUAGUUUAUAUUGCUUUACCUAUACUGGCUUCCAGAGACAAAAACAAACCGGGGUGUCUCUCAACAAGCUUAUUUUAUACUGGGGUGGGGGAAUCUAUGCAAGGACUAAAAUAAAACCAUCCAUAAUCAAAGCAGCAACACCACAAAUAAAAAAUCAAGGAACAUUUUUUUAUCGGUGCUUGUGGACAUCUGUCCUUCCCACCAGUCAUCAUGUUUCCCCUCCUUAUGUCCACGCUCCUUUUCCUUCCUACAUGUUUCCAGUCACUUCCUUUCUGUGAAAGGUUGCUUAGCUUUUAAAAAUUUUUUAAUUUUUGCUUCUGCUGUUCUUUGUAUAAAAAGUAGCAAAUUGGAUGGAUGUGUCCACCAGGUGUUUGAAAUUCUCUGAAAACCCACAGUGAAGAAACCAGGUGUGGAGAAGGUUGUCCAGCUCCUCUGAGUAGAGCUUUGAGCUGACUGGAAGUGCUCAGUCUGGAUCAUCAUUUUCACGGUAUUUUCAAAGGAGAGUUAAACACUGCUUAUUGGGAAAUCUCUGUUGGUUGGUGGUUGCUUCAAUAGGUAGCCAAACAAGUUGAUUGCUUUUUGGAUUUUAGCGUAGCAAUCAGAGUAGAACACAUCAGCAAGAGCCUCUUCCAUUCCGUCUCUAGAACCAAAAUGUUCAGUAGUUGAAGAGCUCUCCCUGAACCAGUGGCCAAAUGUCUAUAUUUUUAGAUGCCACUGCCUUUUCCUCAGAUGCUCCUUUUGUGAAUUUCAUUUCCUAUUUCAUAUCAGACCAGUGGUUGAGAUUGGUAGGUGGGUCACUAGGCAUGUUUUUGUUUUGUAGACAUUAUUUCCAUUUCGUUUCUCGCUACACUGUACACGGCAGCAGUAUGCAAACUGUGAUACAGGUGGCCUCUGCCUUACUUCUGCAAAGUAGCUGGUGUCCUCUGCCUGAGCAUUUGGAUGUUCGGGCUCUGUCCACCUCCUGAGAAAAAUCAACGUCAGCCCUGCCAGAGCGUCUGGUAGCAGCUCCUAAUAAUUAUUUAUGCUUCUGGAAUUGUUUUCGGCUCCUGAAACCUUGUGUCCAUUUCAGUUUGAUUCUCUGGAUUUGUACAAUAUAUGCAUAUUCUUUUUUCCCUUCUGUCACCUCCCAUCCCCUCAGCGUUUUGUAAUGUCCUGUAGUUUUGUAUGAGAGGAGACUUAGCCUCGGGUACUUCUUGCUGAAGCUUUAAUGCUUUGUAAAUAAAAUCGGAUGUUUAUUAAA